AUGACGCACCGGGCCGAGGCCAGCGAUGGUAGCAAACUGACGCUGUUCUACACGAGCGCCAGCCCACUCUCGAACUUCUAUCCGUGCACAUUCGCCGUGGACGAUGAGCAGGGCAGACAUCUGGUGUUUCGCUCCUCCGAGCACUACUUCAUGCUCUCCACGGGGAUCAAUCGACCAGCAGGAUUCUUCGAUGAACAGCUGCCGAAGGCUAAAACAGAAUUUUGA
This is a messenger RNA of Gongylonema pulchrum, 225 nucleotides long. NCBI's taxonomy places the organism in Eukaryota, Metazoa, Nematoda, Chromadorea, Rhabditida, Gongylonematidae. The record is from the annotation of a GenBank genome assembly.